Molecule: messenger RNA, 5166 nt
Organism: Passer domesticus (house sparrow)
Lineage: Eukaryota; Metazoa; Chordata; Aves; Passeriformes; Passeridae
Gene: CIB3
Product: calcium and integrin binding family member 3
Exons: 4
Coding region: 2129-2632 (167 amino acids)
Biological process (GO): calcium ion homeostasis
Molecular function (GO): magnesium ion binding; calcium ion binding
Source: RefSeq, a predicted model, not a curated record
UCCGUGAGAGGAACCGGGGCGUCUUGCACCGCCGUGAGGGGACUGGCUUCUCCGUGAGGGGAACCGAGCCUGCCGUGACCGCCGUGCACCUCCGUGAGCGCAACCGGGAACGAGCCCCGGCCGGCCCCUCUGUGAGGGGAUCCGGCAGUGAGCCCAGUCCGGAGUUAUCUCCGUGAGGGGAACCGAAAUGGGACUUGCAAAAUGUGAAAUAUAUCAGGAUUAUUUUAAAUUAGAAUGUUUUUUCAUGUAAAGUCUUUGUAUGCUUUCAAACCUAAUCAGCAAGAAAGGAGACAUAAUGAGUGGGAAGACAGCAGCUAGCAGCCCUUAGUCAAGACAUAUGGGAACUAACAAGCUUUAGGGAUGUAGUAAAUAAAAAUGUUGAUGUGUGUGUGUGUGUAUACAUUGAUAAUUUGGCAAAGGACUCGAGGGCUGUAUAUCCUACAGCUGAACUAUCUUCAUUAUAAUACUUAAGAUCAUGCCUAAGGGUCAAAAAGACCUUGCCCAGGUGCAGACCCUUCCCCAUUGCAUGUGGAGAAGUUAGCUGGCAAUUGGCUAACUUGUAUGGAAAUUACUAAAUAAUCUUAAUAGAGGGGCUUACCUUGGAAGAAGACUAACUCUGAACUUCUGUAAAUAAUGGUGUGGAAAGUCCAGUGAGGCGUGUUGGAUUUGUGGAAACCCACCAAGAAUCCAGGCUUGUGCAAAUAAUAUCUCUCUCAAGUGUGUAAUUAUUGGCUUGUUGCACACCACAUAAUAAAUCUGAUUUUGAGGACAACAGGAUGGAAUUGCCUUGAGGAGAACACCUGGAUAUCCAGGCUACACCAGGAGAAAGCAGCUCCAUCCCUCCUCACACUUCUUGUUCCACUCUGAACAGAACCAUUCCAGGUUGUUUUUGCUAUGUGAAGAUGCCCUGAGGAGCAAGCCUGCCCCAGGACCAGAUCUUCCACCAGCCAGUGACCCAGAAACUUUACAGAUCCAUGAAAAUGCAGCCUGCCACAUGCUGUGCACGUUCCUCCUUUUUCCCCCUCGUUUUUCAUCUUUCAUACAGCCUUUCAUAGCAUCACAUUUCUGUUCACGUGCAUGAACUAUACACUCACACAUCUUUUCAGUGUAAAGGCCAUGUAUGUAUCAGUAUGGAUGGAUGUCCAGAAUAACCAUUAAUUAGCAGUAACAUACAUCAGCAGAUGAUGCAGAAGAAAGGGAGAGAGCAGCCUCGAUGCAGACCACCUCCAGUACAAGCUACCAUCAGCAUUAUGUAUUUUAACAGUGUGCAUUAAAGGAAAAUACAGUGCUGAAGUCACCAUCCCUGGAAAUGUUCAAAAAACUUGUGGAUGUGGCACUUGGGGACAUGGUUUAGUGGUGACCUUGGCAGUGCUGCAUUAAUGAUCUAAAAGGGCUUUUCCAACCUUUAUAAUUCUGACCCUAUAAAACGCGAGAAGGAAAGGAGGAGGGGAUACCAAAUUUCCAUCUUUGGUGUUAAAUUUUAAAGAAAGAAAACGCUGCUAACACUUUUCAGUUAAUUCACCAUAUCUGAAGGCAUGAGAGAGCAGGGCCCACUGGGUCUGCCUGCAGCUGAAGGGCACUAAUGAGCAGCUAUUACUUAUUUGGCUAAAUCCUGUAACCCGAGUCUUCGUGGUGCACACAGGAGACGGGUGAAUGCUGCUGGGCAAGAGCCUCGAGCAGCCACACUAAAGAUUUGAUGAAAUGCUCCUAUUAUGAUACUUUGCAGCCUGCACAAGUUACAGGUUACCUGAUCCUCUGCUGUACCUGAGCCUCAUUGUUGCAGCUUUUAAUAACUGAAUAUCCAGACGACCUUUAAAGGUGCCUUUGAGGAAAGAACUGACAAGAGUCGGUAUUCCCAGCUCAAAAUGGGCAACAAGCAAACCAUUUUCACUCAGGAGCAACUGGAUGCAUAUCAGGUAUAAAGCAAACUGAAUGGCUCUUUGGGCAGGACGUUGAAUAAUGGCAAAGGUGUUGUUGGGUUUUUUAAAAAAACAUCUUUUAAAAAUUAGUAAGCAGAAGUACUGAAUUGCAGCAAAGAUUUUAGGAACGUAGUUUGAUUUUUACAUCAAAAGGAAGGGUUAUAAGAUAUGUCUAAUUUUAUGCCAAAAAGAAAUCUUAAUGUUUACACAUGUACUACAGUAUAACUUCUUUUAAGUCACUGCAUGGGAAAAGUUUGGGCCAGUGCGUGCUAAAAACUGUCAUUUCGUGUUAUACUUUUUCUUAUUUCAUAGGACUGCACAUUUUUCACAAGGAAAGAAAUUUUGAGGACAACCCAUUCCGGCAGCGCAUAGCGGAGGUGUUCUCAGAGCACGGCGACGGCAAUAUGACUUUGGAUGAUUUUUUGGACAUGUUUUCUGUGCUAAGUGAAAUGGCUCCCCGGGACUUGAAAGCUUAUUACGCUUUUAAAAUUUAUGACUUCAACAAUGAUGAUUACAUAUGCAAAUCAGAUCUAGAGAAAACUGUUAACAAAUUAACCCGAAACGAACUGACCCCGGAAGAAGUCAGCCUGGUGUGUGAAAAGGUGAUUUACGAGGCUGAUGUGGACAAUGAUGGCAAGCUGUCCCUGGCAGACUUUCAGCAUAUGAUCAUACGAGCUCCAGAUUUCCUCAGCACCUUUCAUAUUCGAAUCUGAAUCUAGUCAGCCACAGGACAGGAAUGCUUCUGGGACUUUCAACAACUAUUACUUCACCUGAGAUUACCAGCCAUGAGAGCACAAGAUGAGAGGGGCAAAGAGGACAACUUCUGGUAACUGAACCAUUCAGAGAACUGUCUUUUCUUUAUCUCUUUAAAAGGAACAAUUCAUUAAGCUCUUCAUUAGGAUUUCCCUGUAAUUUAACAAAAUGUCUACACCCCACCCUGAGAGCAAACCUGGCCUGGACAGUCAGAAGGGAAAUACUUUUUUUGAAGUUCAGAUACCACCAGGAAGUAAAGAAACUUGUAUCAAACUAUAACCUCUAAAAAUUCACCCCAAAAUGCCUUAACCAGUAAAAAAAACCCUUUAGUUUCAAAAACAUAAAUAACUCCACUGAUUAUUUAUGGUCUUAAUAAAUGGUCCAAUGAAUCAAUUCCUGAAGUAUUCUCCCACAGUGCAGGAUUUACAAUGAAAAAGUCAGCGUAGUUUAGAGACAAAAGAGUCUACCCCAGGUCCUUUCCCUCUUCUCCAUUUUCAGAAAUUCCCUAUUUUCCACACCCACCAGGGUCCCUACGCACAAAGGAUGAACAGGACUGAAAACUGAAGUCUGUAAAAUUCUCUUUUCAUAAGAAGUUUAUUUAUGCAGUGCUUAGGGUCCUGUACAAGAGAGUAAAAACAGACAUACUGUAAUAAACAACAGUUUUGUUUUAAUACAAACAUGAAAAUCAAUGAGAAGUGUUUAAGAAAGCAGUUGUAAUGUGGGAAGGGUGGCAGCCAAAAGCCAUCAUUUGAAAAAUACAAUUUACAGUUAUUUUUACAAAUGUUGGGGUGCAUUAAAUUCCCUUCAAAACAAAGUCCCAACUCACACUCAAUGCAGAGCAGGGGAUUCCUGCAGAAAGGCUGGAGAGAGCAGUUAACCAGCCAGUUACCUUUACUAACCACAGAAACUCCAGAUCAGAGAAGGAUGGGUCAGGGAAUAAGGCAGCCUGGAACACUCAGACUGCAGUUACCAUUCACAUUCCUUUGAACAGAUCUUUAAUUAAGCUAGAAAUGAAGACACAAGUUAAGUCAUCAUUCUUCCCCAAGCCCCUACAACUUCUACAAGCACAAAGGAGCCCAUCCUCAUGCAGCUGUUUCUGUAUUCCCCUGGCAAGUCCAAGAGAACAAGAAAUCAUGGCAGUUUUGAGCAUGAUCAUCAGCCAAACACACACCACAACAACCCCUUAGCAAUCAUCAGGGAGAUGAUCAGCAUCUCACAGGAAAGGAGAGACCUAAUAAUUUGCAGCAGCAGUAAAGAGACUUACAAUAAUCCAUAGGAUUUAUAAAUCUGAGGCUGGAAGUCUGAUGCUGGCAUAAGGUUCUGAUGUCAGGAAACGUGAGCUGUGCCUGUCAGCACGGGACAAAGAUAACACAGGUGUUAAAAAAGUGUUAGAACAGCAGCUCCACCAUUUACUGAGAGACUGACAGGCCUCCACCACUGCAACCAGCCUCAAAAAUAAGGUCAACCACAGAAUUCCAUGAUACUCACUAAAAUAAGGGAAUUUGAGGACAUGCUCAAAAAUGGGUUUGUUUCUCUACAAAACAAAUGUUAAUCAAUUACUUGACAUUUUAGUGGUAUUUAGACACUGAGAAUGUGUAGUAAGCACAGUUAGUUUUGCAGACCUACUUCAAUUCCUCAGUUUUAUAAGUUUUGUACCCAAUUUCUGAUUUUUUCCUCCUUAGUUCAAGAAAGCUUAGACACAAGUAGAUUAUGUAUGUAUUUACAGAGUACCUCUCUGACAAUUGCAUUUUCCAUUACAUUCAUACUUAAUAAACACAGUAAUUGAAUGAUGUGAUGGAAACAUACUGUACUUCUCUAGAUUUGAAGCCUGUGUUUAGUGACACAUAGCUAAGCCCAUGUGCAGUGCAGUGUCUUUAACCCUUUCCUCUCUUACACUUGCAUUUUAGGUUCCAUGCUGCUUACACAGAUUUAGUACCUGUGUAGAGCCUUCAUACCAGGUACAGUGAUGACAGUAGUCACAGUAACUGCAUGAGACUUCCUGAGAUCAAGCAAAAAUGUUGUUGUUCACAAACCCAACCAUUUCAAAGGAAAUAAUGUUAUAAUUAGGUACAUAAACACAUACAACAACCAGCAUAAACAGAAGGUAUUCACAUACAAAGAAUUCUGAAUGCAAGAGUAACUUCAGAUUUAGAAAAUGAGUGAAAAAUCACAAUACCAUCCUUCAUGUUUUACCCACUUGUAAAUGAAUAUGGUUUGCUUUCCCAUCUUGGGAUGAGUUAUUGAUAAAGUCCACAGGCAAGAACCAGCAUCAUGGCAGACCCAUGGUAUCAAGUCAGAUAAACACCAAUUUUUCCAGUCACUCUGAAAAACAAAUCUGGCUCAGCAUCUGGCUGUAUUGAGCACAACACAGAUGCAAGACAAUCCACAGUUAUUACUACGCCAGAAGCAAAUUGUUACAGAGUUAUGCAGGAAAUUCAGCCUGUCUUACCACUGCCCCAGUUGUGCCUCAGUCAUUUAUUGAAGCACACACAAA